Messenger RNA from Macroventuria anomochaeta, 1507 nucleotides. RefSeq lists its product as uncharacterized. Lineage: Eukaryota; Fungi; Ascomycota; Dothideomycetes; Pleosporales; Didymellaceae. The record is from RefSeq and is a predicted model, not a curated record. Gene Ontology annotation, molecular function: gamma-glutamylcyclotransferase activity. The transcript is spliced from 2 exons. Bases 186 to 1409 code for a protein of 407 amino acids.
CGGGGGCCGAUGAUCUGAUGAUCGAUCCUGGAGUCAAUCAUCCGAGCGGACGAAACUCGCAACGACGCGCUUUGCAGUCAGAUACAAGAGCAGCCUGCAGACCUCUUGAAACCUGAAAUUCUAUACCACAAGACAGCUGUAUAUCGCCAUCCCAGAACAUCAGCAGCACGCAGUCUGUCUCCACGAUGGCCUCGACUACGCAGACCCCACACGCAUCCCACGCGGGCGAGUCGACAGUCGGCCAGCCAGACAACUCUGUCAGCUGCUAUCGGAAGGUUAUCGGCCGACUGGGCUCACUGGGACGACGCGACAACCGUCCUAAGCGCGUCUUUGCGCCCGUCCCAAAGACUUCACAAGGCCGCCUCGAUGCCUCCCUGCACGAUGCGCCGCUCGAUGCGAGCGCGAUAACCCCGUCGGACGUCUCGGCAGCGAGAGAGAAGGGAAAAACGGUGCUGUAUCUCGCAUACGGCUCCAACCUAUGCAACGAGACCUUUAGAGGCGUGCGCGGCAUCAAGCCCCUCUCCCAAGUCAACGUCCUCGUCCCCUCCCUCCGCCUCACCUUCGACCUGGCCGGUAUCCCCUACGCCGAGCCCUGCUUCGCCAACAGCGCGCGCCGAACCCCCUCCGCGCCCGCUCCCUCCCCCGACGAACCGCACUACCACAAAGACCGCUGGCAAAAGGGCCUCGUCGGCGUCGUCUAUGAAGUCAGCCUCUCCGACUACGCGCACAUCAUCGCGACCGAAGGCGGCGGCGCUUCCUACCACGACAUCCUCAUCGACUGCCACGUGCUCCCCGCCGCGCCCACCGUGCCCUCGCACCCCACAACCGCCCCGUUCAAAGCGCACACGCUCUUCGCGCCCGCCGUUCGCCCAGCUGAAGCGCGCGCUGCAGACCGCAUUGCUCGGCCUGACCCCAGCUAUGCACAACCCUCAGCGCGGUACUUGAAGCUCAUCACCGACGGCGCCGCGGAGUGCGAGCUACCUGCCGAGUACCAAGAGUACCUGCACAAUAUCCGGCCGUAUACUAUCACCACAAGGAAGCAGUUAGUGGGCAAGGCGCUGUUUAUGGCGAUAUGGACGCCCUUCAUUCUUAUGGUCUUCACGAUGAGUAGGAGACUGCAGGAUGAUAAGGGCAGGGCGCCGAAGUGGUUUGCGAGGUUGGCCGCAAUGAUAUUUGCGGGCAUGUGGGCGAGUUAUGAUGGCGUGUUCAGGGAGACGUUCGGCGACGGUGAACGGACGAUUGGUGAUAGGAUGGAUGGGUUGAGGAUGGAGAGGCCGUACAACGAUGAAGGGGUGUCUAGUGACAGGGAUGCGGAGAAGGACAGUCUGCUCGAGGACGCGGUCGCGACGCUGGACGAUUUGGCUGGGCAAGAGAAGGCUGAGGUGAAGACAGGAGAUCUGCUUGUUUGAGGCACGAGCAUCAGUUAAUCCGUUGACCACAGCAGCACGCAGCGGCCGUGACACUGUGCGCGACGUCCAUAUUGAGCAAUCUUACGAUCCUAUCACCA